Messenger RNA from Thrips palmi, 2925 nucleotides. Its product is annotated as O-acyltransferase like protein-like. Gene Ontology annotation, molecular function: acyltransferase activity, transferring groups other than amino-acyl groups. The transcript is spliced from 16 exons. The coding region runs from base 136 to 2517 and encodes 793 amino acids. Lineage: Eukaryota; Metazoa; Arthropoda; Insecta; Thysanoptera; Thripidae. The record is from RefSeq and is a predicted model, not a curated record.
GUCGCCGUCUCUCACUCAUGUGGCGUGCCGUGGAAGAGAGACAAAGCGACGAAAACGACUCUCGGCAUCAGUCCGCGGCUCCAUUUGAUUUUACUUCAGGAAUAUGCGUGUCACCUCUCACCGGCUGGUCCCCGAAUGCCGGUGCACUUUGAAAGACGGCGCGAAGGCGACAACAUGAUUCUUUCCGCUGCUCUUGUCCUCGUGGUGGCUGGCAGAACCUACUGCGACAUUUCGAACGAUACGGGCACAUCUUUGUCUACCACGCCGACAGCAGAGCAUCGGUCGCACGGAAUGGCUGGAGCUGGAGCAGAAUUUGUACUCAGCGAUCUCGGCGGUCUCUACUCUGUCUGGGGUCACGACCCGGACGCGAGAGGCGUGGACCGAAUCGGUGAAUCGGCGCUUCGUCGACUCGACCUACUCUUGGAGAUGAGGAAGCACACCACGUCCGCCAACUGUAGAGAAGCGUUGGACGUCUUCAUCGAAGGCAGGGCGGAGUUGAAACUUUGGGCGCUUAAAAUGCACUUCGCGUCUGUCGUAUUACCUGACGCCUUACUUUCGGGCGGCAUUUCCCACCUCGGGGAUUUUGACGCGUGUCUUUCGACGGGCGCCACAUACUGUCUGGUGGAUGUAGAAGUCCGCCCUCCGUCCGCCCCAGCGAGCCACGGCCUGGACGAGUGGAGUCCUCGCGAACCGCCCAACGGCAUCAACGCAACGCUUUGGGAUCUCUUAAAGACAUCUGGAAAUCGCCGACGGUACAGACGCGAUUCCCGGCAGUGGGCCGUGUGCCUACCAGAGCAGUGUUAUCGCACCGCUCCAGUCGGGCGAUGUGAAACCAAUGACGCUACCAUCGAGGAGAGCAGUCAGCUUGGCGUUUUGCUGGCGUCAACUUUUCGUGGCAUGGCUCAAUCGUUGGGUGUCCACCUACGGGUGAAUCUCAACCCUACAUACUGUUCCACUUCGAAGAAAAACGAUGCAGCAGGUUCGUUUUCUCUGCGAAGUCUUCACAGCCAGCCCCGGUUUCUAUUUGGCAGCUCCUUCAUUUUGCUAUUUCCUCUACUGGUCGUCGUCGCUUCAACUCGAUACGCGCUGAAAAAAGGUGCCCUGAUGAACACCGAUUGCAACAAAGGCUGCUUGCAAUCAAUGACCGAUUGCUUUGCAAUGCAAACCAACUGCAAAGAUCUCCUGAGAAGGCAAAGUUCCUCGUUGUCUGCCAUAGAAGGAAUGCGUGUCAUCACCACGAUAGGGGUUAUCGCUGGACACAGGGCCAUGUUUCCGUCUGGGGGGCCAGUGCUGAACCCUGAGGGGUUUGAAAGAAUGUAUACAAAGAUGUACUUCAUAAACGGCCACAUUAUCGUCUGUGCGUUCUUCGUCAUCAGUGCCUUUCUUGAUGCUCGCCGUUGCAUGAAACUGUAUGAUAAGUUUCCCAAAUUAAACUUAGAGACGAUCAUGCUCCAACUCAUGCACCGUUACCUCAGAUUUGUUGCAGCGUUAACCGUCGUUGUUGCUAUUGAGGCACUGUGGCUGGAACAUUUCGGUUCGGGGCCCCUAUGGAAUCAGCUUAUCACCAAUGGAGAGGUGGAAAUGUGUAAAACGUUUUGGUGGUCGCAUCUACUAUUCAUCAACAAUUACUUCAAUCCGAGCACACAAUGCAUGCCCCAUACGUGGUAUCUGGCUGCAGCGAUGCACAUGUAUUUUGGGACGCCUAUUGUGAUGUGGAUCAUCCACCGGUGCAUGCAACGUUCGACAUCUCUCGGAUGCACUGUCUUAGGGUCCUUGCUGUUGGUGUCGGCAGGGGUUUUGUACGGCUGCACGGUGGCUUUCGACCUUCGCCCAGUGACACUCAUCAUCCCCAUGUUCUUCCGUCACGGCAACUUUGCAACCAACGCAAACUUCCUGAACCAGUACAUUGUGACGCAUACAAAUCUAGUACCGUAUGCCGCUGGACUCAUAUUCGGAGCGCUCCAUCAUGUCAUCCAGUCUCGAGAAUGGACUCCCAGCAAAGCCACGAAGCGGAACAUGUUUUUGGGGGUAGUGUUCGGCCUGGUUGUACAGGUUGCAACCAUUUUCUCGGGCGCUGCCUACCUCUUCGUUGAAGGAAGACAUCUGUGGCUCGAGUCGAUGUACGCACCAGCACGAAUGGUCUCCUUCUCCGUGCCCAUCGCUUACAUCAUAUUCGCGUGUAGCUUCGGGGCAGGAGGUAUACUGCACCGAGUGCUAUCGUGCACCCCGAUGAUUGCUUUGGGCAGACUGACGUACUCCGUUUACUUGGUCCACCUUACGAUUAUUCUCGCAAGCACCGCAUCAAUUCGACAGCCUGUGUACACCAGCGACUUUACGUUUCUCAAAUCCGUGGCCAGUGACACUGUGCUGUCCUUUCUAGCGGGAUUAUUGCUGUAUAUCUGCGUUGAAGCACCACUGUCUAAAUUAUUAAUGGCUGCUAUCGAAAAAUUUGCUUCGCGCAAGAGGGGUGAAAAUGUGAAAUCUGAUUCACCGUGUAUAUCCUGCAAAUCUUCAUAAGCUGCCUUCACACAACAGCACAGAUUUCUGGCAUGACUUUCCAACAAGGAUUGGUGAUAGCAAUUAUGUUUCAUGACAACAUUCAUGCCGAAAAUUGUGACUUUUGAGGCCUGCCAAUUUUUGACAUGAGUUUUCUGGUUUGCGUGUCAUGAUCUGUCGGUUAGGGGUAGGUUGGGUAAGAAAAGUACACUCGAAGCUCGGGUAAGAAAAGUACUCCCGUUAUAUCUCCGAACUGAAACUACACUGAACCAUCACGUUAGUGGUUGUUGAAAGAUGGGUCAUCCCGCUGACAAAAAAUAAAUUUAGAAAAGUUCUAAAUAAAAGAUUUAGAGUCAAACUGCACACUGUAAAAAAUAUGUUGUGAAUUUACGACGGAAUAUUUUCCGAAGGGUUUUUGGGAAUGUCCAA